Molecule: messenger RNA, 2713 nt
Organism: Tympanuchus pallidicinctus (lesser prairie-chicken)
Lineage: Eukaryota; Metazoa; Chordata; Aves; Galliformes; Phasianidae
Gene: UPF3A
Product: UPF3A regulator of nonsense mediated mRNA decay
Exons: 8
Coding region: 382-1470 (362 amino acids)
Biological process (GO): nuclear-transcribed mRNA catabolic process, nonsense-mediated decay; positive regulation of translation
Cellular component (GO): cytoplasm; nucleolus
Molecular function (GO): telomeric repeat DNA binding
Source: RefSeq, a predicted model, not a curated record
GGGGUGGGGUGGGGGCGCGUAACCGCCGCGCUCGUGGCGGGAUGCGGCUGCGGGCGCUGAGGCACCGCGGCACCGUGUGGGGAGCGCUGCCUUCCCCCGUGCCGCAUCGGGAAAGCGGCGCCGCGGAUGUCCUGUGUGCGGUGUGCUGGGCUGCCGGGUGCCGCCCAGCGCCGAUCCUCCAAGGGACACCGAGGCUGAGGCUGCAGCCGCAGCUCCCAGGAGGGGCUUUUAGAAGAGGACCGGCGCGAUCAGUUCGGUCUUUUUGGUGCUAUUCAGAUGGAAGAUAACUCUCCCUUUUAUCUACGCAGGUGGUUAUUCGACGGCUCCCUCCUUGUCUAACCAAGGAGCAGCUGGAGGAGCAGCUACACCCUCUCCCUGCUCAUGAUUAUUUUGAGUUUUGCACUGCUGAUCCCAGGUUUGGAGUACCCUGCAGUGGUUGAAUUUGCUCCAUUUCAGAAGAUUUCAAAAAAGAAGUUGAAAAAGAAAGAUGCCAAGGCUGGGAGCAUUGAAGAUGACCCAGAAUAUAGGAAAUUUUUAGAAAGUUACUGUGCUGAUGAAGAGAAAAUCUGUGCCAAUCCUGAGACUCUUUUGGGAGAGAUUGAGGCCAAAACAAGGGAACUCAUUGCUAGAAGAACAACACCCCUUUUGGAAUAUAUUAAAAAUAGAAAAUUAGAAAAGCAGAGAAUUCGAGAGGAGAAAAGGGAGGAACGAAGGCGGAGGGAAUUGGAGAAGAAGCGUCUGAGAGAAGAAGAGAAAAGGAAACGCAGAGAAGAGGAAAGACGUAAAAGGAAAGAAGCAGAGAAACAUAAGAAAAUUUCUGACAAAGAGAUAAGGAUCAAGCUUCUUAAGAAGCCUGAAAAAGGAGAUGAGCCAGCCAGUGAGAGGCACAAAGAAAAAGAUGAAGAAGCUGACACUGAAGAAAACAAGUGGGAUAAGUCUCCUGGACCUGGGAGUAUAAGAUCCAAGUCGUUGGAAGGUUCAUUAAAAGAGCUUAAGGAGAAGUCACAAAAUGAUAGUGACAAAGAGCAAAGAGAUUUGGAGAGAAGAUUUCGAGAAAAAGAACCUGAAAGGCAAAGGUAUCGACUGGAUGAUGGCAGAAAGCAUAGAACUCAUUAUGAGUUUGACAAGUUUGUGAGAAGGACUGAAGAAGAGCUGAAAUGGGGGAAAGGAUACAACCAAGACAGAGGAAAGAAAGGGAACCACAACUACAGCUUCACUGUGGAGGCAGUAGACAAACUGGGUAAAGAGGACAAGUGUGAUGACAUGGCAUCCAAAAAGGAGCGCAUAAGAAAUAAGGAUCGCCCAGCCAUGCAGCUGUACCAGCCAGGGGCUCGCAUCCGAACGCAUACGGGAUCCACGAGUAAAGCCUACGACUGCAGUGGGAAGUCUUCUGAAGAAGCUCUUGACAAAAAAUACGAGGUGGAUAACUCAGUGGGAGGUGGCUCUGAGAAGAGUGAGGAAGCAGAAUAAAACAAACUGGAGGAAAGACUUGUGGAAAGGGAUGAACUUCAGAUUCAACAUCGCCACAUAGAGCUGUUUCAGAAGCCCAACAUCAACAAAAGUGUCAUAGCUUUCUCUUACUUCCUCUGAAAUAAAGGAAAGAGUGACUGGAGAUGUAUAAAGUAUCUUACAACAAAGGGAUAUGAUUGCUUUUUUACAUAAAGCAGAGCGAACACCAUUUGCCCAAUGUAAAAGCAGUCUGAUGUUUUAUUAGAUUCACCUUGAGAUAUCAAAUCUCUAAUAGUUUUAAAGGAAUAUUUAUAGAAAACCUCAGAAGCGAUCUCACCUUUCCAAGUCUAAAGAAACAAAAUGUGGAUUUGUGUCAUUGUGAGGCCUGAAGCACUUCCAGUGUGUCUGGUGCCUGGCAGUCCCAGAGCCCCCUCCUGCACACGGUGGUGCUGCCCAGCGCUGUGCAGCCCGGGGAGCUCUGCAGCCAGCAGUGUGUGCAGGGCACAGGAAUGGCAGUGGGUGUCUGUAUGUACCUCGUUGUGUUCACAUUGUUUUUCAAUUAACUACAGCGUCUAACAAGUGUUAGUAAAGCUACAAGUGUGUUGUUAGAGUGUUUGUCAUUUUUGGAGCCACUUCUGCCUUUUAUGUUUUAAUGGAUUCUUGUACUUGAAGCAGAAAAAAGCUAACACAAACCUCAGCACUUAAACAGUGCGUCUGGUUUUCUUAAAUUAGCUGGGUUUUUUUUAUGGUUUUGACACUGACUUUUCAAAAAGUGAUUGUACAGUGAUGACCUUUUAUAUGCUGAUGUUUGAUGUGAGUUGCGGUUGCAGGAUCUGGACAAUGUGAGACACGUGAGAGUUCGAUCUGUUUGAAGAAAAACAAACACGAGUGUCAGCUGCAAAGUCCCAUUUUGUAAGAUCCAAGUCAGAUUCUGCCCUCUGAUGCAGACACAUACAUAUGUGUGUGUGUAUAUAUAUAUUUACAGUGUUUCCAUCGGUUUCAACAACAGCUGCAUGUUUAUGGAAGGGCAAAACUCACUCAUCUUUUACAGCUGAAAGUUUCACAGUCAUCCGAAACUGAGACCUGCUGUGUUGAUUAAGUUAAUUGUAAGACAUUCAUUUAUUUUUUACAUCCUCUUGGAGCAUUUUGUUAAGCAUAACAUUUAGUUGUUCUAGAACUGAAAAAUUAUUGAUUGUAUUUUCCAAGAUAUUAAGCAUUACGUGAAUAAAAGCAACAAGAUUUUCACUAUGAUUUUAAGAACUGA